AUGUGUGUGCACCCCUCUGAUCAGUUCUUCUGUCCCACCGUCCUUGGCUACUGUCUCAAUUUACCAUCAUCGAUCGAUAUGGCAAAACCACAAUGGCUGUGGGCGAGACAUAUCUACUUUCUUAUCACUGCUAUUAUCCUGCUUAGUGCAGGGCCAACCUGGGCACAACCAUGCUAUGAUGGAAACCUCCCCGACUCAUGUCCCAAAAUUCAAGAUCUGCCGAAGAUCAGCACCAUUACUACAGGAACGACACUAGAAUCAUCUUUACUACCGCCACCCCUAGAUGUCGGAUUGCGCCCCCGUGAUGUCGCGGCCUUUUCUGUUGACGGCUACGCCUACAAAGGCUGUGUGGGCGAUGACGGCAAUAAGCGUGUUCUGGGCGGGCCUACAAUUGAAAUUGUUUCCUUGGAGCCCAAUUCAUGCGGCAACUUGCACAAGAACUAUGACUACGCCGCCGCUCUGCACCAGACCCUGCCCCGGCAACCCGAACGUCAACUGCGGCGGAUAUUACGCAAUGAAAGUGCCAGGACGAGCACGGUUGAUACCUUCGUAACAUCAACCACUACCGCCUCGUCAACCACUAUCGUUUCGUCAUCCUCUGCGUCCCCUAGUACUCAAGCACCUAGACCAAUAUCAAACGACGAUGUGACUCUUUCUAAAGGUGCUAUCGCCGGCAUCAGUGUGGGCUCUGCCGUUGGUGCGGUGCUGAUUUGCGCUGCAAUCUGUUGUUUCUGGUUCUAUCAACAUCACCAGAGGUCUCGCAAAGUCUCCGAGGAGCCAUCAAUACCAGAGCAGGGGAGACCGGGUGAAUCCACCAACGAGGCAGUUACGGAAAAGCAGCCCUGGGCGAUUUCAGAACACAGUUCGAGAGAUUUGAUGAAACAUGGGGAAAAUCCUAGGCAAGGAUGUCCGGUGGAAGCUACUGGAGAUGGGCAAGUGCAUGAGCUUGCAGAAGGGAAAUGA
Bipolaris maydis ATCC 48331 is the source of this 963-nucleotide messenger RNA. RefSeq lists its product as uncharacterized. NCBI's taxonomy places the organism in Eukaryota, Fungi, Ascomycota, Dothideomycetes, Pleosporales, Pleosporaceae. The record is from RefSeq and is a predicted model, not a curated record.